UUGGCAGGCAGGAGACAUAGGAAGGAACAUAACCCAACAAAACAUAUGUGUGUGUCUGAGAGACAGAGGAGAGGACAACAAAAUCCUUACUAUCACUCGUCAGAAAGAAGCACAACCAGAAAUCUUGCGUACAGAUAAUAAUAACAACCAAUAAAACACAAAUUACACUAGAUGCCAUUAUUGCCAUUACUCUCCUCCUCCUCCACAAAGGCAUUCCUUAUCUUCCCACGCAGCAUGUCACAGGCAGUCACCAAAACGCGUCUCAGGGGCGUCGUUUUUGACAUGGAUGGCACUCUCACCGUUCCUGUUAUCGAUUUCGCUUCCAUGUACAAAGCAGUGCUUGGCGACGAAGAGUAUCAACGCCUCAAAGCCUUAAACCCUAGUGGAAUCGACAUCUUGAAGCUCAUCGAUCACUGGCCUUCUCAUCAACAGCAUCAAGCCUAUGAUACCAUCGCUCAUUUCGAACGCCAAGCUCUAGAUCAGCUCCAAAUCAUGCCCGGUGCUGCUCAACUUUGUAACCUUCUUGAUUCAAAGAAAAUAAGGAGGGGAUUGAUCACACGUAAUAUGAAAUCAGCAGUUGAUUUAUUCCACCAACGCUUUGGGAUUACAUUUUCCCCAGCAUUAAGCAGGGAGUUUCGUCCUUAUAAACCUGAUCCAGCCCCACUACUGCAUAUUUGUUCUCUCUGGGAUGUUCAACCAAAUGAAGUAAUCAUGGUAGGGGAUAGCCUUAAAGAUGAUGUGGUGUGUGGAGGGAAAGCAGGAGCACAUACAUGUCUGCUUGAUCAAACUGGAAGAUAUGAUUCUCCCGAGUAUGCUAAUGUUGAUUUCAAACCAGAUUUCAAGGUAACUUCCCUUGAUGAAGUUUUCUCAAUUCUGGAGACAAAUUUUGAAUUCUCACCAUGAUGUCAAGUUUAGUUCGCUUGGACCAUUUAUUGUGGUUUGUGAUAUAAGAAUCUGGAGAUGACAUACUUUUGAGGGAAGUUUUAUUCCUCACCUCAUGUAAGGUCAUGAAAAAAAAUCCUUGAAAUUUUUUAGUUGGAGGAUUUCAUAGGUGGCAUUUUUAAUAAUAAUGUUGUUGUAACAUAUCUUGGACAGUUAAUGCUAACUUUUGCCACAAAAUAACUUGAGAAUUAAUGCCUGUUGUACUAUAAAUAAAUCAUGUUGUUACCUUUGUUUCUUUGGA
Molecule: messenger RNA, 1183 nt
Organism: Cicer arietinum (chickpea)
Lineage: Eukaryota; Viridiplantae; Streptophyta; Magnoliopsida; Fabales; Fabaceae
Product: haloacid dehalogenase-like hydrolase domain-containing protein At2g33255
Cellular component (GO): chloroplast
Source: RefSeq, a predicted model, not a curated record